Messenger RNA from Vidua macroura (Pin-tailed whydah), 640 nucleotides. Its product is annotated as serine/threonine-protein kinase PAK 3-like. Gene Ontology annotation, molecular function: ATP binding; protein serine/threonine kinase activity. The transcript is spliced from 4 exons. Gene Ontology annotation, biological process: intracellular signal transduction; protein phosphorylation; regulation of MAPK cascade. The record is from RefSeq and is a predicted model, not a curated record. Gene Ontology annotation, cellular component: cytoplasm. Bases 171 to 539 code for a protein of 122 amino acids. Lineage: Eukaryota; Metazoa; Chordata; Aves; Passeriformes; Viduidae.
UGCAAGGCCUGGAUUUUCUUCACUCGAACCAUGUGAUCCACCGAGAUGUGAAGAGCAGCAACAUCCUUCUCAGAACCGACGGCUCUGUCAAGCUGGCUGACUCUGGCCUGUUUGUUCAGCUCACCCCUGAGCAGAGUCGACGGAGCUCAGUGGCCGGCACUUCUGGGUGGAUGGCGCCUGAAGUGGUGACAGGUCAACCAUGUGGCCCCAAAGUGGACAUAUGGUCUCUUGGAAUCGUGGGCAUCGAAAUGGUGGAACGAGAAGUUCCUUACCAGUAUGAAACUCCUGUUUCGGCUCAACUCCUGAUAGCCAGAGGAGGGAGACCAAAGCUGCGGCAGCCCAACCGAUGCUCGUCCUGCCUGCGUGACUUCUUGAGCUGCUGCCUGCAGACAGACGAGGCACGGCGCUGGUCUGCCAAGAAGCUCCUGCAGCAUCCAUUUGUAACAUCAGCCAAGCCAGCGUCCACCCUGGUACCACUCAUCAACUCAGUGAAGAAGGAGAAGAAGAAGACAAGAAGAGUCAAGAUAUUAUCUCCAUAACCAAGUUAGAGUAGGAUUGUAGAGUAGGACUCUAGAGUAGGAUUGUUGAGUAGUUUUGUAGUAUAGGUUUAUAGAGUAGGAUUGGAAUUAAAUAAAGUUUC